Messenger RNA from Elaeis guineensis (African oil palm), 1471 nucleotides. RefSeq names its product RING-H2 finger protein ATL58. Gene Ontology annotation, molecular function: transferase activity. NCBI's taxonomy places the organism in Eukaryota, Viridiplantae, Streptophyta, Magnoliopsida, Arecales, Arecaceae. The record is from RefSeq and is a predicted model, not a curated record. Gene Ontology annotation, biological process: protein ubiquitination.
UUCACCUGCACCAAAUAAAAUAAAAGUAAAUACCUCCCCUCUUCACGCUUCACCAACGACGACCCUCUGUUCCCCGGGAGGACGCCUCGUGAUCCCAACCCCUUCCAUCUUUUAUCAUAAAUUAUUAUUCUCACUAUUCCGUGCCUUUCCCCUCUUUCUUUUCAUCCAUCGGCAAAUGUUGCUCUCCCUUCUCGAAACUCCAGUAGCCAAGGUUCUUUUCCUCGAGGCGUAACCCCUCCCUAUCCCCAUCCUGUCAUCUUCUGACAACCAGGAAUAUAUUUAUUCCACCCCAAUUCCUCAUCACUCGAUCUAUUCUUUUUCUUGAACACAACCAAUCUAUCAUUCUGUUCUCAAGAUUUUUAGGGAUUAAUGUCAGAUUUCUCUAGCUGUAGUUCCUUCCAAAAUCGGAGAUAAACCCAAAGUUUCACUUAAAAAGAACAAAAAAAAAAAAAAAACCAAAAGAUUCCGGCUUUCGUUCACUAACGUUCUCGAGUUUGUAGCCUUUCUUGUUUUUUUUUUGGGUCUCUUAGGGUUUGCAUUUCUUUGAUUUCUGAGUGAAAUAUCUUGGAUUGAUUCGGUUCACCUGUAGAUUGUUAUAGAGUUCUGAGUUUGUGAUCUUAGAAUUUGGUUGGUGAUGUCUUGUAGCUCUUCGGAUCCACCCAGUUAUUGCUCGACUGCUUCCCCUGAGUUGAAGCUCUACCAAGCUUUCAUCUUUUCGGUGCCGGUGUUCUUCACCUUUGUUCUUCUGAUCUUGUUCUACCUGUUCUAUUUGAGGCGGCGGAGAGCGAAUUGGCAGUCACUGAGGAUGAGGGCUUCUCAUUUGGGCAGGGGAGAGGUCCCAAGAAGUUCGGAGUCAGGUUUAAAGAAAGAAGUGAGAGAGAUGCUUCCGGUAGUCAUUUUCAAGGCGAGCUUCUUGAUCAGAGAGACACAAUGCUCAGUAUGCUUAGGGGAAUACCAACCAAAUGACAGGCUGCAGAGAAUACCUCAAUGCGGACAUACAUUUCAUGUAGAUUGCAUUGAUCACUGGCUUACCACUAACACCACCUGUCCUCUCUGCCGAGCCUCGCUCCUUCCAGUGACAAAAGCUGUGGAGACAAACGUCCCAUAUCAUGAAAGCCAAACCAUUGGAGAAGAUAACCUGCAAGAACAAUCCUCAGAGAGGCUCAUUGACGAGAGAGUUGCUCAGCAUGACAUUGAAGCAGCAGAAAGGCAAGUAGUUCUUGCUAAUGAGGACUGCAGCGAUUUAAGAGAAGAAGAAGGACGUAGGCAUGAUGGGGAAGUAUCAAGCAGUUAAUUGCUGAAGCUCAUGGUAGUGUUUAGUGGAAACUAGGGGGACAGGCUGCCUAUGAUGCAAGUGUAUUAUUAUUUUCUUGGGCAUGAAUUAUUUGAUUGUACUGAAUAUACUGGUAUUAUUGAUUUUAUGUGUUCCAAAUAAAACGAGUUAUGAUUUUAUAAAUUGUAAGUGUUUGCA